AUGGACCAGGGGUGCACCCGUUCCGAGGCUGCAGCUCCGCCACCGCCGCCGAGCCUCAUGGAGCAGCAGUGGCUGGGGUUUGCGCUGCGGCAGGCGGCGCGCGCGGCGCCGCACCCGGCACCCGCCUCCCUCCAGCAGCACAGCGCCGCAGCGGGCUACCGCCUCACGCUGUCCUUUCUGGAAAGCAUGCCGCUGUUCCAAGCCGACGACCGCACCUUUGAUGUGCGGGUGGGGGUGAAUCUCUUCGACGAGGCCGCAGGCUGCUUCUUCGGGCCCACAGCCCACAGCGCAGCGGUGGAAUACGACAUGCGGCGCAGCAAGGGGCGGCGGGGAUUCCAUAUCGACCUCAGCAGCUCCCUCUACCUGCACACACGCGCCGCCAUCACCGGCUCUGCUGCCGCCGACAUAACCAGUGCCGACGGCGGCGGCAGCGCCUUGGCCUGCGGCAGCGGGCUGCUGGCGGUGGUGGAGGUGGUGCUGGUGGAUCGCAGCGGCCCUGCCGGCGUGGCAUGCGGCGAGUACUCUGCGGGGUGGUGUGCAGUACCUCUGCAGCUCCCCUCAGCUGCUGCUCUGGCGGCGGGCGGCGCCGCCUGCUGCGACAGGCCUUCGGCAGCGCAGCGAGCAGCGGCCUCUGGCCUCGCCUCGCCAGCUAAGGUGGCGGGGCCAGCUGGCACGAGCGCCUUUUGCUGCCUGCUGCCGGGCCAGGCACAGACGGACCCUGUACCGCCGCAGGCAGCCGGAAAUGGCGCGCCGCUGCGACGCGGCAUCAUGGCUGUCCAGCUGGGCGCCGGCGGCCAGCUGUGCGUGCCGGUCUUCGCGGGCAGCCCCCGAUACCUGCUGCUGCACGCGCUGCUGCCGCCGGAGCAGCGUCUGCCGCCAGCGCAGCUGCUGGCCGAUGGAGCCGAGUGCCGCCUACACUACCAGGCACGCGGCGGAGCUUGCGACAUGGCCAGCCAGCCUGCAGGGCUCUUUGAGGCGUGCCCCGAGGCGGCCGCCUGGGCUCCGCUGGCGCCUGACAACUUCCUGCUGUCCAGCCGGGACGUGGUGCCCGGCCUGCAGCGGCGCAGGCUCGCCAGCGGCGCGGCGCAUGGCAGCCCUGGCGGCAGCGGCGGCAGCGGCGGCGGGGAGGCCACGCUGGGUGUGCUGGGCAUCGUCAGCCAGAUGGCGCCGCCUUGCCUGCACGACGUGCACGCUGUGGUGCUGACCGGGCUCAGCGUGCACCUUCCCGACGGCUUCUUGGACGUCGUGCGCAAGCAGGCGGCCGGGCUGUGGCGCCAGGCGCACGGCGCGCCGCCCCUUGCAGGCUGCAGCGGAGGCGCGGCAGGGGGCACGGGAGCCGGCAACAAGCUGCUGCUGCCUCUGGCAGAGCUGCAGCACAGCCUGCUGCUGCGCGUGUCGGCGCACAAUGGGCGGCGGUUUGUGGGGCCUGCGGUGCUGUGUACCGCAGCGGCGCUGGAACAGGUGGAGGGGUGCAGGGGGCAGCAUUGCCUGGUGCUGGGGCAGGACGCUCCGCUGGCCUGGCUGCCUGCCGACCGCUUUGUGGCAGUGGUUCUGGAGCUGGUGCUGCAGCAGCCCAGCCGGCACCCACCAGCCCGCGCCCCCAGCGACAGCACCACCAGCAGCAGCGGGGAGGGCGACGGCCUGAGCAGGGAAGUGGUGCUGGGGUGGGCGGCUGUGAUGCCCUUCAGCUGCCUCGGCGGCAGCGGUGGGAGCCAGCUGGCUGUAGCUGAAGGACCGCAUCAGCUGGCGCUACGCAGUGGGCCUGGGCGCUGGCUGAGGCACAGCCCAGUGCUGGACUGGCGGCGCCUGAUCGAGUGCACCAACAGGAGCAGCCCGGCGGCGCCUACCAUCAGUUUGGUGCUGUAUAAUGCCCCUGGGCAGGCAGUGUGGCCGCCUCCGCCAGCCCCUGUGCAGCUGCGGCAGCCGCGGCAGCCGGCUAGUCCCCUGGGCAGCCUGGCGCCUCCUCCGGCCAGGCCAGCGGCGGCUGCCGUGGCGGCUGCGCGGAAGGCCGAGGAGCGGCAGCGACAGCAGAUGUCCACGGCUGCAUCGGAGGCUGAGACGCUGCUCAGCCAGGCCCAACAGGCGCCGGCGCAGCGCAGCAAGGAGGAGGUGGCUGCGCUGUACAGUGGCAGCCCCACAGCCAAGCUGGCCAGGCGGCGGGGCGCGGCAGUGGCAUUUGCCGAGGGGGCCAGCGCAGCGCAGGCCGCGGUCGCAGCGGCUGCAGAGGCCACGGCGGCGGAGAGCAAUCUGCCGGAGCUUACAGGGCUCCAGCUAAGUGAGGUGCUGAGCUCCGAACUGGCGGAUGAGCUCCUCAGUGCCGAGGCCAGCUUACAGCUGCUGGCUUUUGAGUCGUCAGCGGUUUCUGGUGCGGCCGCAGGAGCCCAGCUGCCCGGCAGCAUGCAUUUCACAUAUCGGUUCUUCGAUGGGCAGCCCACCGUGACGGCAGCCUUGCGCCUGGAGCCCGUGGCUUGCAGCGCUGAGCAAGAAGGCACACAGCUCCUUGCUCUGCUGCCCGAGCACGUUGCCAGCAGCAGCCGCGCCCAGGGACCAGCGCCAGCGCUGCCUCUGCGGCUGCUGGAUGCGGGUGCACUGCAGCGGCAGCUGGCGGAGCUGGCAGACCAGGGCAUGCCGCCGGAAGCCGCCGCCAGCCUUGUGCAGCAGCAGCGCCUGCGUGCUGUGCACUACCUGGCUGAGAGGCAGCUGCAGAUUGAUGUGUGGGACAGCAGCAGCCUACUUCAGGUUGGCACGCUCAGCAUGCCGCUGCACCACCUGCUGCGGCGGGGCCAGCCGGCAGCAGAGGCGGUGCUGCGGGUGCGAGUGCAGGACCAGGAGGAGGCUGUUGCAUGGCAGGAUGGAGCAGCAGGCAGCGUGCUGUGCGCUGGUCCCCGGGAGGUUGCCGCGUUUGAGGGCGUGUUUGUGAACAGCGGCAGCCAGGAGGCCUGGUUUGAGCUGUCGGUUGGGCCCGGCAACAACCAGGCUGCAGAAGGCAGUAGCAGCAGCAGCAGCAGGCAGGUGCCUGCGCUCAGCCUGGUGGCAGAUGAGGCAGAGUGGAGGGCGCUGGCACCGGCAGCCACGCUGGCAGGCCUGGCAGCCCAGCAGGCACAGCACGGCUGCAGCCUCCGGGUCAUCACCGGGGCCUGCUUCAAGCUGGCUGCGAAUGAGGCUUGCCUGCUGCGCUUCAAGCUCUGCAACGGCCUGCUCUUUGAGGCAGACAGAAACGAGCGGCAGCGGCGGGAAGAGCUUCCGGGAGGCGGCACGGUACAGUGGCAUGCCAUCGGCAUCCGGCGCUGGGGCUCCAGCCCCCCAGCAUCCUCCCCCAGCAUACAUACAGCAGCAGCGGUUGUAGCCGGGGCAGCAGCGCCGGAGCUUGCAGCCACCUACCGAGUGGCGGCCGUGCUGCCCGCGGCGCCGGCGGUCGAUCGCACGCUGCGACUGUACUGCCCGGCAGCAGGCAGUGCACCGGCAGCGCCAGCGGUGCACGCCGUGGAGCUGGCCAGCUUGCCGGGUGCAGGCAGGCUGCUGGGCGGCGGCGCCCUGGCCUGUGUGGCCAGCAGCCCUGACAUCUCCACGAUGGUGCAGCAGGGGCGCCUGCUGCUGUCCUGCCCGGCACCUGCGCGAGGCACUGUCCGCCGCUUCCUGCUGGGGAUCCAUGCUGGUGCUGCAGGGAGCAGCAGCGGCAGCAGCAGCGGCGGCGGCAGCAUCAGCGGCGGCGCCGGCAGCAGCGGCUGGGGCUGCCCAGCAGAGGUGUGGGAGGUGUUUCUACAUGGGUUGCCGGCGGUCCGCCUGGCUGCUGACGUGGGCAGCGCGGCCUCUACCAGUGUGUACCUCCCAGCGCUUGCCGGGCUGAACAGCCAUGCACAGGUGGCCUGCCGGCAGCGGGGCUGCGUCGACGGGGAGCUGCAGGCGGUCGCGUCGGCAGGGAGCUGCGGCGGCGGGCUGGAGCUGUGCUUUGAGCCAGCGCAGAUUGGCCGGCGCGAGCUUCUGCUGUCGGUGGCACCGCCGCAGCGGCCCGGUGAGCUGCUGCUGGUGCAGCUUGAUUCCAGCAGCACCGUCGUCAGCAGGACGUUUGAGGUUCGCCUCGGGCGGGGCCAGGCAGCCAGCAAGAAGGUGCGGUACCACAGCCCCCACGCCGAGCCACGCCGGUUUGUGGUGCGCAGCCUGGCGCCGGCGGUGGUGCGGGUCGCGCCCUCCAGUGCUGCGUUCGAGCUGGAUGGCGGCAGCGCGGCCGCCAUCAAGAUGACGCUGCACGCGGCACCGGCAGCGUACGGGCAGCAAGGGCAGGAGCAGGCAGGGGGACACAGAGAGGCGCUUGUGGUGCUGCAGUCUGCGCCGGCGGCGGAUCUCGGCGACAACAGCCGGGUGGAGGAGGUGUUCAGGGUGGUGGUGGCUGCGGCGUGA
Chlorella variabilis is the source of this 4398-nucleotide messenger RNA. RefSeq lists its product as hypothetical. The coding region runs from base 1 to 4398 and encodes 1465 amino acids. The record is from RefSeq and is a predicted model, not a curated record. Gene Ontology annotation, cellular component: non-motile cilium; cytoskeleton. The transcript has 8 exons. Gene Ontology annotation, biological process: negative regulation of canonical Wnt signaling pathway. Lineage: Eukaryota; Viridiplantae; Chlorophyta; Trebouxiophyceae; Chlorellales; Chlorellaceae.